Lolium rigidum is the source of this 1850-nucleotide messenger RNA. Its product is annotated as DNA-binding protein HEXBP-like. Gene Ontology annotation, cellular component: cytoplasm. The record is from RefSeq and is a predicted model, not a curated record. The transcript has a single exon. Gene Ontology annotation, biological process: positive regulation of cytoplasmic translation. Lineage: Eukaryota; Viridiplantae; Streptophyta; Magnoliopsida; Poales; Poaceae. Gene Ontology annotation, molecular function: translation regulator activity; zinc ion binding; mRNA binding. The coding region runs from base 60 to 1508 and encodes 482 amino acids.
CUUCCUUGUCUCAUAUGAUUUUCCCUCUUAUCUAUUCUCCGUGAUCAGAAAUAAUUCAAAUGGCAACCAGUGGAUCAUCUGGCAAGCGUCAGGAAAACAGGUCAAAAGGAAAGGGGAAGACAACCACAAAUCUCAAGCCCAACUUCUGCAGUAACCAACAUGAAAAUCGAUCCGAAGACGGUACAAGAAAGCAUAUCACAUGCUAUUGCUGUGGGUAUCCAGGCCACUUUACGCAAGAGUGCCCUCGAUGGAAUGGUUCGCUCACUGCCCCGCUAGGGUUUUCAGAUGGCAGGCAAGAUGGUAGAAGAAUGCACAUCACAUGCAAUUGCUGUGGAUAUCCAGGUCACUUUACUCAAGAGUGCCCUCGAUGGAAUGGUCCACUCACUGCCCCGCUAGGGAGUUCAGACGGCAGGCAAGAAACUCAAUAUUCUCUUACACUAAACUCGUACCAACAAAAUAUAGAAAGUAGAUAUUGUCAGGACCAAAAGGAUGGGAUAAUCACCUGUCUGGUUUGUGGCGAGGAAGGACAUUACACUUGUGACUGCCCUAUGAAGAAUCAGGAGCGCAAAGUCAUUUGCACUCUCUGUAGCAAAAAAGGCCAUUGUUAUUUGUGGUGUUGCCAGCAGAACAAGUCUGAGAAUCUGGCUUGCACCCGCUGUGGAGAAAUAGGGCAUAGUGCUAGUACAAAUGGUCUCAGUUGUUCAAGUUGUGACGAACAUCAUCCGCAUGGAGAGUGUCGAAUGAGUGAGGUUACAUGCUUUAUUUGUGAUUCUCGGGAUCAUUAUCUUGCUCAGUGCCCCUUGAAUUCAGCAUUGACUGCAGUGUGUAAGGAUCAGAGAGAGAACUUACAAGCUGCUCUGCAACUUGCACUAUCAAAACAAGGCAACUCAUUAUCUACACCUGCCAAGCCAUCCGUAGAAUCACAAGUAUGCAAACCUAGUUUUGCUAAAAAAUCAGCAGGAAAAAAGCCAAAAUCACGGAAAUGUUACAGCUGCGGUGAGGGAGGCCACUUUGCCAAUGGUUGCAUCUCAAUAUCAAAAGUACCGACCCCCAGCAAGUCAAAUCCCGAAGUUAGAACAGGAAACACGACAACACGAGUGUUAAAAACGAUAUGCUUGAAAUGCAAUGAAGAAGGUCACCAUGGCAAUCAUUGUCCUCAGAAGUCCGGAGCUACAUCUACCAACCUGUCCAGAGAGUUAGAAGAGAGCAGCACAAUACCUACAUCUUCCAACUUGUGCAAAGAAUUAAAAGAACAGGACCCUCCCACUGCUGAACAUUCAUCAGAAAUGAAGCCGGUAUUGUCGGUUGGAUGUUUUAUCUGUAGUGAGGAAGGGCACCGGGCCUUUAGUUGUCCCUUAAGACAUCCAGCAUUGACCCCAGACAAGUCUAGUCCUUUGGUUACAGUAGACAACAUACCAGCACGAUUGUUGAUAUGCUACAGUUGCGGUGAAGAAGGCCACAAAUCCAAUCAAUGCUCUCAGAAGCGCCAGAAGCGCCAAAAGCGUUAAGACUUCCGCACUAGGAGCAGUUGGUAAAGCAUAACGUUGUACCCGUAAUGGGUACAUAUUUUGUUACAUUUUUAAUCAAGCUGAGAAGCAGCUGGAAAAAAGAGAGCUUGUCUCUCAGAUACAACCAAGGAAUCUCGGAAGAUACUCACCGACCUGAGCCAGACCUCCGCCUCUUGAUGUCCAGGCCGCAAAAUAGUUUGCUUCAUAGCACACAAUAGAACCUUUCAUAGACACAACUGUUAUCUAGUUGUGUGUUUUCUAUAUCUGUCAUUGAAUUAUAGAUAUUCAUAUUUGUACCGAAUUGAGUGAACUUCCAAUCAGUAACAUCCAGUCUGUAUAUGA